UUCAUUUGAGCCUCCACGACACUCCAUCGAAUCAAGACACAUACAGGAAGGCUCAGCCCCCAACUUUCCAAUCCCCUUCCGCUCCAAAAUCACCUUCAGCACAAUUAGUGCUGUGAUUGGAUUCUCUGCAGGUGCUCACAUAGACCCGUCAAAAUUUCCUUUCUCGAGGACCUUGAGAGUGCGGAGGAAGAAAUCAUGGGUGCAGGAGCCAGUGCUGAGGACAAAAAGUCCAAGGAAUUAGAAAAACAGCUCCAGGAAGAUGCCGAUAAGGAGGCUAAAACAGUCAAACUGCUGCUGCUUGGUGCUGGUGAGUCAGGAAAAAGCACCAUUGUAAAACAAAUGAAGAUUCUUCACCAAGGUGGUUACACAAAAGAGGAGCAACUGGAGUUUAGAGCAAUCAUCUUUGGCAACAUCCUGCAGUCUGCUCUGGCUAUCAUCAGGGGCAUGGAGAUGCUUGCCAUUGAUUUUGGCUCAUCCUCUGGACAGGAGGAUGCACAGAAGCUGCAGAACUUGUCAGACUCCAUCGAAGAGGGAACAAUGCCUCCUGAGCUGGCCGAUGUCAUCAAGAAGCUGUGGAAAGACUCUGGAGUGCAGGCUGCGUAUGAGAGAGCUGCUGAGUUCCAACUGAACGACUCUGCUGGCUACUACCUGAGUGAAAUGGACAGAAUCUGUCUGUCGGACUACAUGCCCACCGAGCAGGACGUGCUGCGAUCUCGAGUCAAAACAACUGGUAUCAUUGAGGAACAGUUCUCCUGCAAAGAGUUGCACUUCAGGAUGUUUGAUGUGGGAGGACAGAGGUCAGAGAGAAAGAAGUGGAUCCACUGUUUCGAGGGUGUGACCUGCAUCAUCUUUUGCGGCGCUCUCAGUGCUUACGACAUGGUGCUCGUAGAAGAUGAUGAAGUGAACCGCAUGCAUGAGUCCCUCCAUCUAUUCAACAGCAUUUGCAACCAUAGAUUCUUCGCUCUGACCUCCAUUGUGCUUUUCCUCAACAAGAAGGAUCUCUUCGAAGAGAAGAUCAAGAAAGUCCAUCUGAGUAUCUGCUUCCCAGACUAUGACGGUCCCAACACGUAUGAUGACGCCAGCACCUACAUCAAGACACAAUUCUUGGAUCUGAACAUGAAGAAGGGUCAGAAAGAAAUCUAUUCCCACUUGACCUGUGCCACAGACACAAAGAAUGUCGAGAUCGUGUUCAACGCCGUGACGGACAUCAUCAUCAAAGAAAACCUUAAAGACUGCGGUCUGUUCUAAGCAGCUCCAAAGUGAAAGGAGAGAGGUACGGGACAACAUCUACUAUAUACUGUGUUCCUAUACAGUAAUAGGACCCACAUGAGGCAGACCCCUGCAAAUUCAAUUAAGUAAAUAUUACCUGACCACCCUGUGUUGCCUGGCAACAACACCUGGCCAUAACAUGAGCAAACAGAAACUCAACAAGAACGUUUAGACCCGGUGAGACUGCUGAGUAUGACAAAUAUAAAUAAUAUGACUGAUGUAAUCCCUGUAAUGACUUGUGAUAAAGAUCCAUUAUUCUUUUUAUUUAUAUCCUUCCAUCCUUCCAACAUUUAAAAACAGAAGAAAAUGCUUAAUAAGAUUUUAACAUAUUUUACUCAUGUUUGCUCAUUUCAGAAAAUCUUUUUCAACCUUAACCCCACACACAUUAGCAUUAAGAAAGAAGUGUAUUGAUGGAGCACAGAGGGUCCUCAGACUGUCCUGUUUUAUGCCAUCGUCUCCAUGCCAAGUUGUGGUUGAAUGCUCCUAAAGAACAUAACCAUCUCUGACGUUAUCUUCCUGCAACUCGCUGCAUGUCCAGCUGGGUCAAAACCAUUACGAAGUCACCAUGUGAAUGUUGUGGAACUACAGAUUUCUACACAACUAAAAAGGUUAAAGGUGUGAAGAUGAAAUAGAUACUACUUUGAUCCUCACUGCGUUUUUGAAACUUAUAAAUUGUAAAUGAUAAUUACUCUGAAAGCCAAGAUCUGUAAUAUAUCUAAAACAAUUUGGGAGAACUAUAAAUAUUCUGAAUAGACAUUUAAUUUUUUGUUUUAUUUUUGAGUACAAUAGUCUCUGUGAACUUGAUAUUUAAGCUGAAAAGUUUCUGAGCAAAUAUCUCUGAUAUUCCCAGUGCUUCCAGUUUGUCCAGAUUACAAACCCAAUUGUGCACGUAUCAAAUCUAAAUAGUGUUAAUGUAUUGAAUUCACUUAACAUUUUAAUGUGAUGAAAAAAUCUGACAACAACAAACAUGAUAGAUGAACUUUGUACAUAACAAUAGUAAAGUAAUAUUUUGGAUGAUGAAUUAUCUGGAAACAUAUAAGAGGAAAACACUAGAGGAUGGAUGCUUCAUGAUGAAAAGUGAAUGGAAAUCGACUGUGUUCUUUCUUAUGAAAUGUAGAGGCAUGAAAUAAAGAUGCAUUAACUUCA
Girardinichthys multiradiatus is the source of this 2415-nucleotide messenger RNA. RefSeq names its product guanine nucleotide binding protein (G protein), alpha transducing activity polypeptide 2 (gene gnat2). The record is from RefSeq and is a predicted model, not a curated record. NCBI's taxonomy places the organism in Eukaryota, Metazoa, Chordata, Actinopteri, Cyprinodontiformes, Goodeidae. Gene Ontology annotation, cellular component: heterotrimeric G-protein complex; photoreceptor outer segment; photoreceptor inner segment. Gene Ontology annotation, biological process: detection of chemical stimulus involved in sensory perception of bitter taste; adenylate cyclase-modulating G protein-coupled receptor signaling pathway. Bases 196 to 1248 code for a protein of 350 amino acids. Gene Ontology annotation, molecular function: G-protein beta/gamma-subunit complex binding; GTPase activity; G protein-coupled receptor binding. The transcript has 8 exons.